This is a messenger RNA of Lachancea sp. 'fantastica', 1515 nucleotides long. Lineage: Eukaryota; Fungi; Ascomycota; Saccharomycetes; Saccharomycetales; Saccharomycetaceae. The record is from the annotation of a GenBank genome assembly.
AUGGAAAAUCGGAGAGAAGGCAUUCUGAAUUCUAUUCUUCUCAACUACGCAUCAUGUCUUAUUCUAUUUGUCGAAAACUCAAGCUUUUGCUCGUUGGCUGGCCAGCGUCGCGAGCUUCCACGAUUCUCGUGGUGUUCUCGCUACCUACGAGCGUGGUCAAAAUUGGCGGUGUUUUCAUGUACUGUGAAAAUGAUGAAAAAAAAUAAGCUCAUCGAUGAGAUCUGGCACCACAUUCGAGCAGGCGUAUCGGUCAUCGUGGAUCUCUGCGACUCCAGGCAAGCUAUCUUUCGUUUUAGUUCGUUGGGGGGCAGGCUUUGGUUUCUAACAAGAAGCUGUUUUGAACUUUCUCAAAAAAAAACCGUCAAAAACAAGCAAGUUGAAGAACUGAUAGACGUUUGGAAGAUGAACAGUACGGUGAGACAGCGUCAAGUACGUGCUUCAAACGGGUCAAACGACUCGAGCAGCAUGAAUGCUGAAAAAAAAUCCAUAAGUGAGAAACGGGGAUCAAAAGAAUCACAACAAAAGCGUCGCCAGACGAAAAAGGUCGUUUCGAAAGUCGAUCGCUACUCGAUCAUACUAUCGUGUACAUUCUUUGUUGUACUGUACGCAGUUGGCCUGGUAUUCCCGGACUGGGCACGCAAGUUCGUCACUCUGCAGUACAAAUAUCCAGGAACGAUUGACGCUUAUGAUAUCGGGUUUGACGAUGCAUACGUUGUUGUCACAUGCAUUGUGGUUCUGGUAUUGGUGCGUUCGUUUUUGUUAGAGUUCGUACUGAAACCCAUCGCGCUGAACCGCUUCAAUGUUCGGUCCCACAAGUCACAGCAGCGUUACGCGGAACAAGGCUGGUCUCUGGUAUACUACACGUUUUCUUGGGUGUACGGGUUUUAUCUCUACUAUAACUCGCCAUAUUUCCUCAACUGUGAUCACAUAUACCUGGAGUGGCCCCACGACUAUCUUUCUGGUACGUUCAAACUAUACUAUCUACUUCAAAUGGCCUCCUGGAUGCAACAAAUUUUGGUGCUCAAUGCGGAGGAGAAACGGAAAGAUUACUGGCAAAUGUUUGCUCAUCAUAUCAUCACCUGUCUGCUUUCAAUGGGCUCCUACUAUUACUAUUUCACUCGCAUCGGGCAUCUGAUUUUGAUAAUUAUGGACGUGGUAGACAUUUUGCUGUCCAGUGCCAAAAUGCUCAAAUAUUGUGGGUUCUCCACGGCUUGUGACUACAUGUUUGCCGUUUUUCUAGUGUUCUGGGUUCUACUGAGGCAUAUUGCAUACAACUACAUUUUUUACCAUGCCGGUACGAAAGCUCCAGGACUAAUGGCUAACGGUCAGUGCGGAAUCUCCGAAACUCAAAAAAGAUGUUGGACGCCGUUUAUUAUCGAUGUGUUUCUAUGGCUGCUUGGGGGCCUGCAAGUGAUUACAAUCAUAUGGAUGUUCUUAAUCGUGAAGGUGUUGAUUAAGAUCAUCAGAGGUGGCUCUGCUGAGGAUGUUCGCAGUGACGAGGAUGAUACCGAUUAA